AACUGGGCUACUUUUAAGCCUGUGGGAUGGAAAAUCACUGAGCUUAGGAAGGUAAUUACUGUUCUGGUUUAUGAUCAUUUAGGUAUUUUUUUAUGCUUGGGUGUAGAUUUAAAUAUUUUAUGUAUUUUAUAUUUUAUUGUAAAAGGUCACAAUAUACAUUAUUUAUUUUGACCCUGCAGUCUUUUCAGGAGGACAUUUAAAGGAAAUAGUGUAGCACUGACUUAAUAGAGUAGCCACUAAAAAACUAAUGCUGAGACUUCCCAAUAUCUAAAACCACUGGACUGGAUCACAGUGGCUACAGCCAUCUUUUUCAUACAAUCUAUGAUAAAGGUCUAUAUUUAUUGUGCUUUUACUUAACACAUUUUUACUUUAUAUAGUAUUUUACUGCUCAAUAAAAGAAUGCUCAUUGGCUUACAUACCACUCCACUAAAUAUAGUAUGGUUUCUAUUCAGGGUAUGUGUGUUUUGUACUGUUUAAAAAAAAGAACAUUUACUUUUUUAAUGAAUGCUAAUAUUUUAUCACCAGUAAUUGUGAAUUUUUAAUUAUCUGUGUUGUCAGUAUGAGCAGUGAAUCACCUUGAAGCCAAUUUUAGGAAAAAUGUAGAAAUAAAAAUGGAUAAAAUUUUGUCUAAUUUGACAGUAUCAACUGCUGCUCAUGAUGCCUUACAAUAUAGACUGACUUGUCUGUUUAACUUCCUUUCAUGGAUCCUGUAAUAAAAGGUGCUUUAUCAUUUUCCCCCACAGUAAUCUGUAGUUAAUGAGAACCAUGAUGCUUAAUGACGAUAGCAUGAAAUUAAUUUAUCUCUGGGGAAUCAGCACUGAGUCAAACAUAAGAUAACCGAGGCCAAACAGAUCAGACAAGGGGAAGACCAUCUUUGACACUUUGUUAAUUGAAAACAUGUUGUGUGCUGAGAAGAGAAAUCUGAGCUCUUCUGACAGACAAAGUCAUUCUUAUUAGGUGAGCGAGGCACUGUCUCAUUUUAAUGGGUAAAUGGUUUGUUUUACAGGGUGAUUUGAGUUUACUGAUUAUUUUAUUAACAUGAGGCAGCUAAUUUCUGUUGUAAAUGUAAAUGAUAUUAUGCAUUAUGUUUUAUUCUAUCUUGUGUAUAUGGAAGUUUAAGUUGUGCUUUUUUUAACAGGUGUGCUGCAGCUUAAAGCAGCAAAAAUGCAGAAUCUGACUGAACUUCCUUUUAAUGCAACUUCCCAAAAAAGUCUGUCUGUUAUUAUCAAAGUAUGUGCAGUUAUCCCCUUCUUCAGCACCUUCCUCUGCUGCAUUGCUGUCAUGCUGCAUGUGUUUGCAUCUCACAGUCAGUUCCUAAACACUCCACGUUACAUCCUGUUUGCCCACAUGUUGAUCAAUGACACCCUGCAGCUUCUGUCCUCUGUGCUGCUUUUCCUACUUGUAAUGGGUCAGGUAAAAUUUCCUGUUUUCUACUGUGUUCCUCUGCUGUUCAUAUCCACAGUUACUUAUCAGAACACACCUUUAAUCCUGGCCACAAUGUCCCUGGAGCGUUAUGUUGCCAUCUUCUAUCCCCUGCAGCGCCCGGCUGCCUGGCGCUCAGGCCGUAUCUGGAUCAUUAAUCUUUGUCUGUGGCUUAUAAGCUGCAUGUCCCACAUCAUCGAGUACUCCAUUGGGAAGCAACGUCCUGCUGUAGAUGUCCUCUUUACACCUGUGCUCUGCAAAAAUAUACUUAUCAACUCAUCUCCAAUCCAAGCAUUAUUCAGAACUGCUAUGAGUGUGAUGUUCUUUGCAGUUGUGGCUGUUGUCAUCUUCUCCACAUAUGUGAGAAUCCUGCUGGAAACCAGGAAGCUGAGACAGGACAGAGUUUCUGUGAACAAAGCCAAGCACACUGUGCUGCUGCACGGCUUUCAGCUGCUUCUUUGCAUGUUGGCUUUCACUCUCCCCAUCACUGAAAGUCUGACAUUGUUGUACACUAACUGGCCAGCAGAAGACAUUGCCUUUUUCAAUUAUUUCUGUUUUAUCCUAAUCCCACGCUUUCUUAGCCCACUCAUCUACGGCUUCAGAGAUCACAGUCUGAGGAGAUACAUUGGGAAAACAUUCCUCUGCUGCUCAAACGCAGUCAAGCCCCAUUUCAGAAGCAAACAGCAGGACAGCUUGUCUGCUUCUUGAAAAACAAAACAGUUUAGACUCCUGCAGAAAACCUGUGCAGAAUAUCUGCAUCUCUGUCUGUCGUUUGCCCAAACGAACACUGAGCAGUUUCUUAUGCUGUAAUUAUUUUUUCCAUUCACACUGGCCAUUAACAGAUUCCUUGUUGUACUGCAUGUAAAACAAAUCUGGAAACACAAACAGGCAAUAUAUAU
Messenger RNA from Oreochromis niloticus (Nile tilapia), 2321 nucleotides. Its product is annotated as odorant receptor 131-2-like. Bases 1165 to 2130 code for a protein of 321 amino acids. Gene Ontology annotation, cellular component: membrane. Gene Ontology annotation, molecular function: olfactory receptor activity; odorant binding; G protein-coupled receptor activity. Lineage: Eukaryota; Metazoa; Chordata; Actinopteri; Cichliformes; Cichlidae. The transcript has a single exon. Gene Ontology annotation, biological process: detection of chemical stimulus involved in sensory perception of smell; G protein-coupled receptor signaling pathway. The record is from RefSeq and is a predicted model, not a curated record.